GAGUCCCCACGCACAUUCAACCCAAUACACUGCCUUUUGUCCCCCCCGUUUCGCCUUUUAUGUUUUGAUGAUGUCCGAACGAAAACAAAAAAACAAGAGGAAAAAAGACUCCAUUNGGGGGGGGAUUAACGAAAGAGCUGCGGCAGAGUGGAGUGAAGGACGGCGGCGGGGUGGGUUUUUUUAAUCUUUAUCUGCAAUGACACUCGCCGGACCCUGCUCCGCAGACGUGAAAACCCGCGGUGGUGCCGGCGGCGGAGGUGCUCUGACGGUGGUCGGAGUGAAAAUGGAUUCCCGGAGCAAAGAGUUGCUAACGUGGGCUCUGGUUAAAGUUGCUCAGCCUGGAGAUCGCGUCAUUGCUCUUCACGUCCUCAAUCCCAACACUGAAGAUGAAUCAGAGUUGUUAUCCAUGGUGAAGACGUUUGAUUCAGUGCUGGCUUCUUUUGAAGGCUUCUGCAGCUUAAAGCAGGUUGAUUUGAAGUUGAAGGUGUGUAGGGGAUCACCUAACCGCGUGAUUCUAGCCCGUGAGGCAAAAAAUUGUAGAGCUACAAAUUUGGUAGUUGGCACUUCAUACACCCACCAUACUAUCCUCUCAUCAGUUGCAGUUGCAAAGUAUUGUUCCCGGAAUGUUGGUAAGGGCAUCUCAGUCAUUGCUGUUGAUGAUGGAAAAAUCAUCUUCCAAAGGGCAGCACGUGCUUCGUUUUGCCAAACGUGUCACUAUGAUGUGCCAGAGGCUAGGUCUAAUAGUCUGGCUUUGGUAACAAUCAAGUCUAUGGAUAUGCCUGUGCCAAAGAGAGGAUGGUCAUUGCUUAGAAGAGUGCAUCUUCAAAACCACAAUCAUUCAAGAAAAUCAUCGGCGAAAAGGCCAUCUUUCAUGCAACGGGUGAUAAAUCCUCAAAAUGGCCAGUCUUUUGCUGCUAUUUACCCAGAUCACAAACAAAGUAAAUGUGAGGACAAAAGAAAUAACGGUGCUAUUGUACCCACCUCGAAUGAGAAUAACUGUCCUUCAAUUUGCAAGGAAUUAGAGGGUCUUUCUAAGAAGUAUUCAUCUGUCUAUAGAUUGUUUAGCUACCGGGAACUUUUGACUGCAACAGCUAAUUUUGCUCCAGAAAAUUUGAUUGGAAAAGGUGGGAGUAGUAUAGUUUACAAAGGGCGUCUUCUUCCACAUGGCAACCAAGUGGCAGUUAAAUCACUGAAGCAAUCAGAAACUAUGGUGACACAGUUUUGUUCAGAAAUAGAGAUUCUUGCAACUCUGCACCACAAAAACAUCAUUUCGCUCCUCGGCUUUUGCUUUGAACAAAGCAACCUUCUGUUGGUUUAUAAUCUCUUGUCUAGAGGAAGCCUCGAAGACAAUCUCCAUGCCAUUAGAAGACUUCCAGGUACACAGGAUGGCGGGAAUGCAUUUGAUUGGCAGGCCAGGUACAAGGUUGCUUUAGGUAUUGCUGAGGCAUUGGACCAUCUGCACACAUUACCCAGCAAACCUGUCAUUCAUAGGGAUGUUAAAUCCUCAAAUAUUCUUCUUUCUGAUGAUUUUGAGCCACAGCUAUCCGAUUUCGGGCUCACAACACCGCUGUCCUCAAGUUCAUCAUCAUGUCGCCUAGAUGGCAUCGACGUUGCUGGGACAUUUGGCUACUUGGCUCCGGAAUAUUUUACGCACGGAAAAGUAAGCGAAAAAAUGGAUGUGUACUCGUUUGGAGUUGUGCUGCUUGAGCUUUUGUCGGGUAGAAAACCGAUUGACAAUAGGAAUACCAAAGGACACACAAGUUUAGUGUUGUGGGCAGAAGAAAUAUUGAGGGAUGGGAAACCUACAUCAUUGCUAGAUGUAACCCUAAUUGAGACAUAUGACCAUGAUCAGUUUGAGAGAAUAACGCUAGCAGCACAACUAUGCAUUAAUCGUGAACCGUUAUUUCGUCCCGCGAUGAACCAUGUCGUUAGGCUUCUCCGAGGUGAACCAGAUGCAAUGAAUCUGGCAAGGCAACGUGGCAAUGGCUUAGAGGAAUCGGGCGGGGAUAAACAUGGAAAAAAUAACAUCCAGUCCCUAAUUAAUCUCGCUUUGCUGAACCUGGCAGACGAUAACAUUCAAAACAUCUCUGUAGAGUCUUAUUUACAGGGCAGGCUGAGCUGUUGUUCCUCAAGCUUUGGUUAGAAGUUAGAACUUAAGACAAUUUAUUUUUUUCCCCAGACAAUAUAACAUUAUUCUUUUG
This is a messenger RNA of Cuscuta campestris, 2201 nucleotides long. NCBI's taxonomy places the organism in Eukaryota, Viridiplantae, Streptophyta, Magnoliopsida, Solanales, Convolvulaceae. The record is from the annotation of a GenBank genome assembly.